AGAAAGAAGAACGAGCCAGUUUCAUAGCCCGCUUUCUGUUGAAAACAAAAAUCGGCCCGAUAGGGCACGCCGAGAGAAGCAAGCUGUAAAAACAGCCCCGAACCGAAGAACUGUUCUCCUGCGUUCGUUUCUCUUCUCGACGGGGACGACCGCCAGAGCCGCCGCCUUACGUCCAGCUGCCACGGUACUUCAUCGGGCCCUUUGCCGGUGCAGGCGGCGCAGCACCCACCGCACCAGGCUAUAAAUGGCAGGAAGGCACCGGGCACCCCGACAAUACCAUGAUGAACCUCGAGGAUACCGUGAUGGUCCACCACCUCCACUUCCACGACCAAGACCUCUCUCACCGCGUCGCAUGGCAGAGGAACUGUCUAGGCGCCGUGCUGAGAUCCGUAGAAUCCAUGAGGACAAUCAGCGUCUGGCGGAUGAAAUUGUUAGUCUCAAGCAAACCAUGCCGCGUUUGCAAGAAGACCUCCGAAUCUCAAGCCAGGCUGUUCCAAAGCUCCGGGCAGAGAAAGAGCUCGAGUCGAGGGAGCUGACUCAGAGGAACCUGAAGCUGGAAGCUGAGCUGCGUGCCUUAGAACCCCUCAGGCAAGACGCUCUGCAUCUGCGAUCUGAAGCAAGUAAACUGCAGUCUCUGAGGCAAGAGUUGGCUGCGAAGGUUCAAGGCCUAUCAAAAGAGCUUGAACUUCAGAAGUCUGAAAGCCAGAAAAUGACUGCUUUGGUAGCUGAACGUGAUGCGCUGUGUCAAGAACUGCUCCAGGCUAGGGCGAACCUUGAGUUUGAGAAGAAGGCGAAGCCAGAGCUGACUGCGCAGGUUCAGGCAAUGGAGAAGGAUCUUGUGGCUAUGGCUCAGGAGGCGGAGAAGCUGAGGGCUGAUAUCGCGAAGAGAAACACACCUACUAGUUUCAGCAGCCGUGGAACGUAUGGAGCCUCGUUGUCGACUCCUGGGAUGGGUUUGCAAGGCAUGUAUGAUGGCGGCGGCUAUUCUAUGGCUGGGAGCCGCUACGGCAGUGGCACUGGGGCUUGGAGCUCGCACGAUCCCCAUGGCUACCCGCAUCUUUAACUGUGCUUCUGACCGGUGUUUUCUCCUGAACAGCUCCCUGAGUACCUUGGCUAAGUUUCUUGUAGUAGUAUAACUUGUGGUGCACCAUUGCUACCCUUCCUCUGGUCAAUACACAACAAUAUACCAACUUUGGUUGUCUUGGUUGUUUUUUCCCCUACUGCACACGGUGACGCUGUUGUGAGCA
This is a messenger RNA of Zea mays, 1247 nucleotides long. Its product is annotated as myosin-like protein. The transcript is spliced from 4 exons. The record is from RefSeq and is a predicted model, not a curated record. The coding region runs from base 245 to 1063 and encodes 272 amino acids. NCBI's taxonomy places the organism in Eukaryota, Viridiplantae, Streptophyta, Magnoliopsida, Poales, Poaceae.